AAAAUGAAGAUAUAUUUAAUUGGAUUCACUUUGUUGGUCAUUGCAAAUUCAGUCACGUUAUAACUAAGCAGUGUGUAUUAAUGCUCAUGCGAAAAUCUGUUACAAUAAGCAGAUUGCUUGAGCGAUUAUUGUACUUGGGAUCCUAAUGGAUCGACAUGUACAAACAAAGCGUGCUCAGUAUUCAAAGAAAAUGAUUGUAAAGGAGUUCCAGAUCCCUUUAACUGUGUUUGGAAUAGCAAAACUAGUAAGUGCGAAGAUUUUACAUCAUGCUCUGAUUAUUCAUACAAAAUGGUUGAAGGUGAUUUAUGCUAUGACUUGAUAAAAUGUUAAGUGGAUGUUGAUACAAUCGACUCAACAGCUGGAACUGUAAAAUGCACCGAUAGAACUUAAGAAUCAGCUUUGAGUAUUGGAAGUUGUGACAAAGUACCUUAUAGUGAAUGUAACUGGCUUGUAACUAGCGAUGGAAAACAAUGUGUGAAGAAUGUUUCAGCAUAAACUUGCGAAACUAAAACAAUAACUCAAUGUUCUGAUUAUACAAGCAUAGAUGUUUGCAAUACAAAUUCCUGCUACUGGGGUGAUUCUUGCAAACCAUUAACUUGUUCUAUUUUACCUGAGGAUGCUUGCAUGUUAUUUUUCUCAAUUGAUGCAAAAUAAGUUACAUUUUGUAAUUGGGAUGGAACCAAGUGUUCAGAUGUAGAUACCACAACUUUAACUUAAACUUAAUGUUUACCUUAUACCCUUUAUUCCUAUGCUUGGAAUCCAGAUACCAAGAAAUGCGAAAUUUGUUAAGAGCCCAGUUCUAGCUCAAAAUUCAUUCUUUAUGGAUCAAUCUUGUUGGCUAUAUUGUUAAAUUGA
This is a messenger RNA of Paramecium octaurelia, 855 nucleotides long. The record is from the annotation of a GenBank genome assembly. NCBI's taxonomy places the organism in Eukaryota, Ciliophora, Oligohymenophorea, Peniculida, Parameciidae.